CACAGCUCCUAUUUUAACGGCGUCGUCCUUUUCAAUUUCGCCAAAGUGUAAACAGUAACGGUGACUCCAAUGCCAUGAUCAGGAGGAGCGAAGAGUGAUAAGUGAUGUUAGUGCCUUAAACCCCGAGAGAAUUUCCUUUUCUGGAAAAAUGGAGUGUGUUGCUGCUCGGAACUUCGCGGCAAUGACGGUUUCUUUUGGCUCAUCUUCAAGGGCGAGGAGAAAGCAGCUUUGGCGAAGACCAUCGUCGUUCUCUGCGGAUGGCUAUUGGUGCCGUUCACGUUGUCUGCGUGUGGAAGCCCGUUCUGGGAGUGAGAGUUUGGUGGCCGUUGAUCAGAAUUUCGCUGAUGAGGAAGAUUAUAUCAAGGCUGGUGGGUCUGAACUUGUUUUCGUCCAAAUGCAGCAGAACAAAUCUAUGGAUAAACAGUCCAAGCUUGUCGAUAAGUUAAAACCAAUCUCUAUUGGAGAUGAUAUUCUGGAUCUGGUAGUUACUGGUUGUGGUCCAGCUGGUCUUGCAUUGGCUGCAGAGUCUGCCAAGCUAGGGAUAAAAGUUGGACUUAUUGGUCCAGAUCUUCCUUUUACAAAUAAUUAUGGCGUGUGGGAAGAUGAAUUCAAAGGUCUUGGACUUGAAGGUUGUAUAGAGCAUGUUUGGCGGGAUACUAUUGUAUAUCUUGAUGAUAGGGAUCCCAUUUUGAUUGGACGUGCUUAUGGACGUGUCAGUCGACAUCUACUGCAUGAAGAGUUAUUGAAAAGGUGUGUCGAGUCAGGUGUCUCAUAUCUUAGCUCAAGAGUAGAAAGGAUUGUUGAAGCUAGCAAUGGUUGCAGUAAUGUCGUCUGUGAAGAUGAUAAUAUAGUGCCUUGCAGGCUUGUUACUGUUGCAUCAGGAGCAGCUUCAGGGAAAUUGUUACAGUAUGAGGUUGGGGGUCCAAAAGUGUCUGUCCAAACAGCUUACGGCGUGGAGGUUGAGGUGGAAAACAAUCCUUAUGAUCCAAACUUGAUGGUUUUCAUGGAUUACAGAGAUUACAUGAAGCAAAAUGUUCCAUGUCUAGAAGAAAACUAUCCAACAUUUCUUUACGUGAUGCCGAUGUCUCCUACAAGACUGUUUUUUGAGGAAACCUGCUUGGCCUCAAAAGAUGCCGUGCCUUUUGAGUUGCUGAAGAAAAAGCUCUUUUUGAGACUAAACACCAUGGGGAUUAGAAUCACAAAAAUUUAUGAAGAGGAGUGGUCGUACAUCCCAGUUGGUGGAUCUUUGCCAAAUACAGAGCAAAAGAACCUUGCAUUUGGUGCUGCUGCUAGCAUGGUUCAUCCGGCUACAGGAUACUCAGUGGUCAGAUCCUUGUCAGAGGCUCCAAAAUAUGCGUCAGUAAUUGCUACUAUCUUGAGAGGGGGUCAUGCACGGGACAUUCUUACUCGUGAAAGAAGUAACAAAAAUCUAUCCGCACAAGCUUGGGACGCUCUUUGGCCACUAGAAAGGAAACGGCAGAGGUCAUUCUUCCUCUUCGGAUUGGCACUAAUUCUGGAGCUGGACAUUGAGGGCAUUAGAACAUUCUUUCACACUUUCUUCCGCUUACCUGAUUGGAUGUGGCAAGGAUUUCUGGGUUCGACUCUCUCUUCAACAGAUCUAGCAUUGUUUGCAUUCUACAUGUUCAUCAUUGCACCAAAUAACUUGAGAAUGCUACUUGUCAAACACCUACUUUCAGAUCCCACUGGGGCAACCAUGAUAAGGACCUACUUAAUCUUAUAGGAUUUUUAUAUCCCUUCUCCUUCUCUUUUAUUAGCUCCUUUUAUAUGGUUAUUAGAUUAAACCAGCAACUCCAUUAGAGAUCAGUAGGCACUUCUGUAGAUAUGUCUAUAAUUUUAAGUUCAACGUACGUUCUGUAUUGAGCAGCAUAUGUGCAUCCAUCUGGUACUUUAGUUGCAACCAUUUUGGUGAUU
This is a messenger RNA of Neltuma alba, 1932 nucleotides long. Its product is annotated as lycopene epsilon cyclase, chloroplastic. Bases 149 to 1741 code for a protein of 530 amino acids. Lineage: Eukaryota; Viridiplantae; Streptophyta; Magnoliopsida; Fabales; Fabaceae. The transcript has 11 exons. The record is from RefSeq and is a predicted model, not a curated record. Gene Ontology annotation, biological process: carotenoid biosynthetic process. Gene Ontology annotation, molecular function: oxidoreductase activity, acting on paired donors, with incorporation or reduction of molecular oxygen.